This is a messenger RNA of Sinocyclocheilus grahami, 1029 nucleotides long. RefSeq lists its product as uncharacterized. The transcript is spliced from 10 exons. The record is from RefSeq and is a predicted model, not a curated record. Lineage: Eukaryota; Metazoa; Chordata; Actinopteri; Cypriniformes; Cyprinidae. Gene Ontology annotation, biological process: nucleoside metabolic process. The coding region runs from base 1 to 726 and encodes 241 amino acids. Gene Ontology annotation, cellular component: cytoplasm. Gene Ontology annotation, molecular function: purine-nucleoside phosphorylase activity.
AUGGCGAGCACUACGGCUAGUGCUCUGCUGGCUUCUGGCAAGGAAGAGCAUGAGAUUGCUGAUGAGGACAAAGAAGUUAAGACUGAGUCCUCUCAGCCCUCCUGCCCUGCAUAUGCUGAGCUAUUGGAGGUUAUGGAACGUGCCACGGCGAGGCUUGCCGUGGAGCUCAAAUUCCAGCAUACUACCUAUGCCAAUAUUGAGGGGAUGAGCGAACACGGAUAUGAGAGGAUGCCUCCUAUUGAAGAGACACUGGCUUGCUAUCUCUCAAUGGGAGAAACAUCUUCUCUUAAAGGACUGAUGAGCUACUCUCUCAUUCACACACCAGGAUCACUCUUCGGUUUGGAACUUUCUUCAAGACGAACACACAAGACCAACAUACAUAGUAAAGAUCAAAUCUGCCAUGAGGACUAUCAGAGAACGGCAGACUGGCUGCUGUCCCAGACACAACACAGACCUAAAGUAGCCAUCAUCUGCGGUUCUGGACUGGGAAUGCUUGCGGAUGCGCUCAAAUGCCAAGACUUGUUCAAAUACUCGGACAUCCCUGGCUUUCCUCAAAGCACAGUGAAGGGUCAUGCUGGAAGGCUGGUUUUUGGAGAGCUCAAAGGGAAGACCUGUGUGUGCAUGCAGGGCCGAUUUCACAUGUAUGAGGGACACUCGCUAAGCAAGGUAAAUUUUUCCAGUAAGAGUGUUCAAGCUUCUGGGUGUCGAAACCUUGAUUGUCACUAAUGCAGCAGGGUCAUUAGCAGACAGUUAUAGUUGUGGUGAUAUUAUGAUCAUACGUGACCACAUUAACUUCCCUGGACUUGCUGGACUGAACCCUCUAAAUGGCCCUAAUGAUGAUAAGUUUGGUCCUCGAUUUCCGCCCAUGUCUGGGGUCUAUGACAAAAACCUACGGAAGAUGGCGUUCGACAUCUGUAAGAGCAUGGGUGUCUCCCAGUGUGUUCAAGAGGGUGUCUACUGCAUGGUGGGAGGACCCAACUUUGAGAGCAUAGCUGAGGCCCGCCUUUUGCACCGACUGGGAGUGGAUGC